Molecule: messenger RNA, 2718 nt
Organism: Closterium sp. NIES-65
Lineage: Eukaryota; Viridiplantae; Streptophyta; Zygnematophyceae; Desmidiales; Closteriaceae
Source: the annotation of a GenBank genome assembly
AUGAUUCGUAGUGUUGCAAGCGAGCCGAAACAAGCCAGCGAAGUCCCUCCGGUGGCAAGCCCAUUGGCCGAUUCGUCCGAUGUCCUUUCCGUUGCCUCCAGCGUGAAGUACCACAAAGAUUUCACACCGCUCUAUUCCCCGGCUGCAUCGUCCUCACCCCAAGCUGCAUACGUAGCCACAGCACAGAGCAUUCGUGACACUCUUAUCGAACGGUGGAAUGAGACCGCCGAUCACUUCAACAAAACCAACGGGAAGGAGGUCGCCUACGUCUCGAUGGAAUUUCUGCAGGGCCGCGCUUUGAUCAAUGCGUUGGGUAAUCUGGAGCUCACUGGUUCUUACGCGGAUGCUCUGAAGAAGCUUGGAGUGUCGCUUGAGGACCUUGUUGAGCAGGAGCCCAAUGCUGCUCUGGGUAACGGUGGUCUUGGGCGUCUCGCCUCAUGCUUCCUUGACUCAAUUGCUACACUGAACUACCCUGGCUUUGGUUAUGGCCUGAGGUAUAAGUACGGCCUGUUCCGUCAAGAGAUCACUGAGGACGGGCAAAAGGAGUACGCCGAGAAUUGGCUGGAGACCGAGUAUCCGUGGGAGGUGGUCCGUCACGACAUUCACUAUCCUGUCAAGUUUUUUGGUCAUGUCGAAGAUGGUCCUGAUGGCAGGAAGAAGUGGGUUGGAGGCGAGAACAUGAAAGCCCUCGCCUACGACCUUCCUAUUCCAGGAUACAAGACCAAGAACACGAUCAGCUUGCGCAUGUGGUCGACUGAGAUCCUGGCUUCUGACUUCGAUUUGGCAGCAUUCAACGCUGGCGAGCAUGAUCGCGCUGUUGCCGGACAAGCCAGUGCCGACAAGAUUUGCGCGGUUCUCUACCCUGGGGACGGAUCCUACGAGGGAAAGAUGCUCCGUCUUAAGCAACAGUACCUCCUCUGCUCGGCCUCGCUCCAGGAUAUCCUUGCUCGUUUUGAGGCUAGGAACGGCCCGAAUUGGCAGCUGCUGCCCCAGAAGGUAGCCCUGCAGAUGAACGAUACACAUCCCACUCUCGCUGCUCCUGAGCUUAUGAGGAUAUUGAUCGACGAGAAGGGUCUCAGUUGGGACGAGGCCUGGAAGAUUACUCAGGGGACUGUCGCCUACACCAAUCACACCGUGCUUCCCGAGGCUCUGGAGAAGUGGUCCCAGGACCUGGUGAAGAAGUUGCUGCCGCGUCAUUUCCAGAUCAUCCAGCGCAUUGACGAGGAGUUCAUUGAUCUCGUGGUGAAGACUGUUGGUCUCGGAGACCUUCCGCUGCUGGUGAACAAGAUUCAGAGUAUGCGCAUUCUUGACGGGUCUGAUUUCCCCCCCAAAGUGAAGGCUCUUAUCGAGGCAAAGCAGAAAGAGAACGAGGAAGCUGAAGCAGCUGCCGAGGCUGCAGCCAAAGAAGCUGCUGUGUCAAAGGCAGCUGAGGAUGGUACUCACGUUGAGAAGGAACCGAAAAAGGCCAAGAAGGAGAAGGAAGAGCUGCCGUACGUUAAGGGGCCAGAGGUGGUGCGCAUGGCCAACCUUUGUGUGAUUGCUGGGCAUGCUGUGAAUGGUGUGGCAGAGAUUCACAGUGACAUUGUCAAGGACGAAGUCUUCAAUGACUUUUACCAGCUCUGGCCGGAGAAGUUCCAGAACAAGACCAAUGGUGUAACUCCUCGCCGUUGGAUAAAGUUCUGCAACCCUGAGCUCAGUGCAGUCAUUACCAAGUGGCUGGGCUCUGAUGACUGGGUCUUGAAUGCUGACAAGCUUUCUGGCCUUGCUAAGUAUGCUGACAACGCGGACCUUCAGAAGGAGUGGAUUGCUGCCAAGCGUGCCAGGAAGGAGAUAUUGGCUGCAUGGAUCAAGGAGAAAACUGGUUAUACGAUUAACCCUGAUGUCAUGUUUGACAUCCAGGUGAAGCGCAUUCACGAGUACAAGCGACAGCUUCUCAACAUCUUGGGAGUUGUGUACCGUUACAAGAAAAUGAAGGAGAUGUCCCCAGAGCAGCGCCGCGCGCACUUUGCUCCUCGCGCCGUGAUUUUUGGUGGCAAGGCUUUUGCCACAUACGUCCAGGCGAAGAGGAUUGUGAAGUUCAUCUGCGAUGUGGCCAAGACUGUGAACAAUGACCCUGAGAUUGGUGACUUGCUCAAGGUGGUAUUUGUUCCUGACUACAAUGUCAGCGUGGCAGAGGUUCUCAUCCCAGCAAGUGAACUGUCCCAGCACAUCAGCACUGCUGGCAUGGAGGCAAGUGGAACCAGCAACAUGAAGUUUGUCAUGAACGGUUGUCUCCUUAUUGGCACUCUUGAUGGUGCUAAUGUUGAGAUUCGUGAGGAGGUUGGAGAGGACAACUUCUUUCUCUUUGGUGCUCGUGCUGAAGAGAUAGCAGGGCUGCGCAUUCAGCGUGCUGAGGGCAAGUUUGUGCCGGACCCCCGGUUCGAGGAGGUGAAGGCAUUUGUGCGAUCAGGCGUCUUCGGCUCCUACAACUAUGAUGAGUUGAUCGGUUCACUGGAGGGCAAUGAGGGUUAUGGACGAGCUGAUUACUUCCUCGUGGGCUAUGACUUCCCGGCCUACAUUGAAUGCCAGGACAAGGUCGACGAGGCCUACCGCAAUCAGGAGAGGUGGACUAGGUCUUCCAUUCUCAACACUGCCUUCUCCGGCAAAUUCAGCAGUGAUCGUACCAUUCGCGACUAUGCUAACGAGAUCUGGGGGCUGGAGGCAUCGCCUAUGCCAUGA